This is a messenger RNA of Quercus lobata, 1712 nucleotides long. Its product is annotated as FBD-associated F-box protein At5g56380-like. Lineage: Eukaryota; Viridiplantae; Streptophyta; Magnoliopsida; Fagales; Fagaceae. The transcript is spliced from 4 exons. The record is from RefSeq and is a predicted model, not a curated record. Gene Ontology annotation, molecular function: protein binding. Bases 75 to 1712 code for a protein of 545 amino acids.
UUAAAAAUCCGUACUCUGCCGCAGCAUGUCCCAAAAGCCCCCAAACCAAAGGCAGUCAAGUCAACUCAAGCAUCAUGGUUGAUAUGGAGGAAGGUUUUAAUGUUAUGGAAAAGGAGCACAAGAUUGACAUGAUAUCUGAAUUGCCCGACACUCUUCUACAACAAAUUUUGUGUUUCCUUCCCACUAAACAAGUUGUUCAAUCCGGUAUGUUGUCCAGAAGAUGGAAACAUGUUUGGCAUACAAUCCCAGUUCUAGAAUUUGAUCGAUCAUGUUUUGAGCCGAAGUUGUGGUGUCGGGACAGCAAGAAAACUCGCCAAAUCCAGAGAAAGAGAGUGGAGUUAUAUCAUUGCGUGGAGCAAAAUUUAUUAAGCCACUGUAGACAAGGUCUCAAAAUAAACAAGUUUACACUUUUUAUGAAAUUGACUACACGAAAAUCAGUGUCACGUCUGGACCGUUGGAUUGACUAUGCAGUUAAGGGAGACAUCGAAGAGCUGAAUCUUGAAUUUUACAGAAGUUUAAGCAAGAGGUAUAUUUUGCCUCAAAGGGUUCUACUUGCAAAAUCAAUAACUGUGUUGACAUUACGUGGGUGUAGGUUAGAGUCACUUUAUUGUGAUAUAAACUUAUCGUCUCUGAAAAAGUUGUCUUUAUCAGAAGUGCACACAAAUGAUCAAAUUAUCCACAAUCUAGUUGCUGGGUGUCCUCUCAUAGAAGACAUGAGAUUAGAAUCUUGUUAUGGGAUGAAAAAUAUACACUUUUCUGCACUUUCUAAACUCAAGGCAAUCAUGUUGAGAUACAAUAUACUUGAGAAGGUGGAGUUGGAAGCGUCAAAUCUUUAUGAUGCAUAUAUAGAAGAGAAUAAAGCAUGCGUGAUCAACCUGAUCCAUUGUAAAAAUUUGAAGAAAUUAGAAUUAUAUACAGAGUGCAUGACAGAUGAGUGGUUCCAUUACCACAUCUCUCAACUUGCACACAUUGAGAAGUUGAUUAUUCAUUGCAAUAUGUUGGGAAAAAUUAAGAUUUCAAGUCAGAGUCUUAAGGCAUUAUUCUUAGUUGAAUGCGACAAGUUGGUUGAAGUCAAGAUUGACACUCCUAAGUUAUGUCUUCUCUCAUAUUGUGGUCAUAGCAAAAUAUCAUUUUCAUUGAAUGCUUCGGUUUAUUUGUCAGAAGCUUCCUACCAGAUGGUGAGGCCCGUUGAUCAUUGGGAUGUUCAAAAGAUUGAAUUGCUUUCAAAGCUAAGUAAUUCCAAAUUAUUGUAUUUGACAGGUUUUUACGUUGCCAAGGAUGUGGUUGUACCAAAAGAAUUAAGAGACACCCUACCAUCCCCAUCAUAUAAUGUGAAGCAAUUAAAGGUAGUAAUUUCCCAGCCAUGGAAUGGACAUGAAAUUGACAGACUUGUGGAUAGCUUGCUUUGGAUUUCUCCCCUUCCAGAGAUUUUAGUAAUAACUUAUUGGAUCAACGUAAAACCCUGGAAGGACACCGCAUCUUUCAAGUUUUCCUAUAGAAAGCCUAUUCUUGAUGAGGAGAAUCCUAGUUGCUGCAAACUUCUUCCAUUUCCAUGUUGGAGGCACUGCUUAAAGACUGUCACAAUUGAGAACUUCAGAGUAUAUGCGGAUGAAGAGACUCUAAAGUCAGAAAAAGAAACCUUAGAGAAGUAUUUUUAUGAGAAUGCAAAAUUCUUGGAGAGCUUCCAGUUCCUUGGUGGAGGUUUUGAUUAA